GUCCUAAAUUGCCUGAUGAUGAUCUGGAUUAUUGGUGGGGCCUUUAACAGCUAAUAAGUGUUGGUAAGGUUCAUCUUUAUUUAUGAAGUGGAGGUGGAAAACGAACGGCUUUUUCACUAUAUAAAUUAAAUCGGAUCAGAUCCAAAUGCACUAGUUGUGUCUAAGAACUUGAACAUCUUUACAAAAUGAUAUCAUUCAUUCUUUUGGCAUUAUUUGGAUUAACAUUCCCAGCCCGUUUAGACGGUGCUUUCACACACGGAGGUGGAGGUGGCGGCGGUGGAUACCCAUACGGAGGUGGUUUUGGAGGUGGAGCUGGUGCCGGCGGUGGAUUUGGAGCUGGAGGUGGUUUCGGUGGCGGAUUCGGUUACGGUGGAGGUGCUCACAUCCCAAUUGUAAGAUACGAGAAUAAUCCAAAUAAAGGGGACGGUUCAUAUAGUUACGCUUACGAAACCGGAAAUGGAAUUCAAGCUCAGGAAAGCGGACGUGGCGGACCAGGUCCGGAUCAAGGAACCGCCGCACAAGGUUCUUAUUCUUACACAGGUCCCGACGGACAAAGAUAUUCGAUCAGUUAUACCGCCGAUGAAAAUGGAUUUAGACCAGUUGGUGCCCAUUUACCGACUCCACCACCAAUUCCCGACGCGAUUUUGAGAUCUUUGGAUCAAAAUAGGAUAGGAGGAGGUGGGGCUUAUGAUGAUGGUCAGUACAGAUCUGGUGGAGGCGCUUACAUUCCUCCGCAUACUGGAUAUCGUGGUUAUUAAAAGAAUUUAUGAAUUUGGAUCGGAUUGGAUUUAGUUUUUUUUUAAAUGUUGUAAACCGACUGUUCUCAUAAUGGCUAUGUAUUUUUUGUAUCUAUAAUAUUUCUUUAUUUAUAUUAAUAGAAACUGUGUUGUAAUUAUAGUUUAUAUAUGCAAGUGAAUCAAUAAUAAAGCAAGUUUGCUUGGAA
Molecule: messenger RNA, 943 nt
Organism: Onthophagus taurus
Lineage: Eukaryota; Metazoa; Arthropoda; Insecta; Coleoptera; Scarabaeidae
Product: pupal cuticle protein 20-like
Cellular component (GO): chitin-based extracellular matrix
Molecular function (GO): structural constituent of chitin-based larval cuticle
Source: RefSeq, a predicted model, not a curated record